Aricia agestis (brown argus) is the source of this 1120-nucleotide messenger RNA. Its product is annotated as limbic system-associated membrane protein-like. Gene Ontology annotation, biological process: synapse organization. Lineage: Eukaryota; Metazoa; Arthropoda; Insecta; Lepidoptera; Lycaenidae. The record is from RefSeq and is a predicted model, not a curated record. The transcript has 6 exons. Gene Ontology annotation, cellular component: neuron projection membrane. The coding region runs from base 58 to 957 and encodes 299 amino acids.
UCGGCAGUGCUAUGGUGUCGGUGCUGCAGUAACGUGAUGAUGUGAACAGUCGCCGUGAUGUGGCUCCCGGCGCUCUUCUCCGUCUCCAGUGUCCUGGUGCUGUCAGCCGGCAAUGACGUGAAGGACCCCGACGCGGUGUUCGCGGUGAACAACGUGACGGACGCGGACACGACAGUCCAGCCGACCUUCGACAACACCACCAAGCGCGACUACACCGCCGCCGUCGGACAACCGGCCUACCUACACUGCAGGGUGAAAAAUCUGGGAGACCGAUCGGUAUCCUGGAUCCGGAAACGGGACCUCCACAUCCUGACAGUGGGUGUGCACACAUACAGCAGCGACGCGCGAUUCGCGGCGCUACACACUGACGGCUCGGACGAAUGGACGCUGCGGGUUGCGCACGCGCAGCCGCGCGACUCCGGCGGCUACGAGUGUCAGGUGUCCACCGAGCCUAAGAUCAGCCAGUCUUUCUGGCUUACUGUAGUAGUAUCAAAGGCGGAGAUCUUGUCGGGUCCGGAGCUGUUCGUCAGAGCCGGCUCCGACAUCAACCUAACCUGCAUCGCCCGUCAUGCGCCGGACCCACCCAGUUUCAUCUACUGGUACCGGGGUACCAACGUGGUGAACUACGCGCAGCGCGGCGGCAUCAGCGUUGAGACUGAGCAGAGAACCCGCACCAGCCGCCUGCUGAUAGCUCGGGCUUCGCCCCGGGACUCCGGGAACUAUACGUGCGCGCCAAGUAGCUCAGAUUCAGCGUCAGUCGUGGUCCAUGUGGUAAGCGGCGAGCGACCAGCGGCAAUGCAGAGCAACGCUCUCAAAACCACCCCCGCGCUGCCCCUGACUCUCAUACUAACCAUCAUCUUCAGUCAAAGCAGAAACGUACUAGCCGAAACCCUCUACGCUAUCCAGACAUUCCUUCCCAGAUUAGACAUAAACAUAUUAAAAUAUAUAACGAGAUGACGCGUAUACCUAUGAUUAAAUCGUAAUUAGGAUCGAACGAAUUAUAGUGGAGUAAUUAACGUUUUUCUAUAAGUCGAUUAGUCCCGGGCGCCAUUUUGAAUGUUUUGACAGCUGUCAGAUUUAAAAUGAAGUGACAAUAACACGUGAUUACGUAUUUUUUCAU